AUGUUUGGUGCGGUGUUUUUUUCCUUAGGUUUGCUGGUUGUGCAGUUAGUUGAUGGGGAGCUGGAUUACUUCUCCAAAGGAGAAGGAAUGCAACUGCAAGGGGACUUCUCCAUUGCUGGACUUUUUCCGCUCCACUACACAGAUGGACAAAGUGGUAGUCUGCCUGCUGUGGGUCAAUGUAAUGGGUGAGGACAGAACAAUUAACAUCUAGCUUCAGCACAACACAAUCCAUCAAAAAUGUUUGUUUUUUUCACUUGGUAUGUCUUCAUUUUUUGCUUCACUUGUCACUUUUCUAGAGGUGACUACAACAAACAUGGAUUUCACUUGCUGCAAGCCAUGAGAUUUGCAGUGGAAGAAAUUAACAACAGCACUGGGCCACAGCCUCUUUUACCUGGAGUAAAGCUGGGCUACCAGAUGUAUGAUAUCUGCUCUUUAUCAGCCAGUUUUCUGGCCACACUGGAUGUGCUGGAGCAACACUAUCGGAGCCUUUCUACAUAUGACACACAGGGAAGUAUGGACAAAAACUACAACUAUAGUCAAGGGACUGUGGCAGUAAUUGGUCCAGACAGCAGCAGCAAAUCUUUCACCCCAGCUGCUCUGCUAGGAGCUUAUCUUAUCCCACAAGUGAGUUUCUGUCAUGACCCUUAACUUGGUGCAUUUUUAGCAGAAACAUAUGCCCAAAUGAUAAAGUCAUUCCUCACAUUCUCUUGCUUCGCUUUAGAUAUCUUAUGAAGCAUCAAAUGAAAAGCUGAGCAACAAGUUCCUAUAUCCAGCCUUUCUGCGCACAAUUCCCAGUGACAAGAACCAGGUGGCAGCCAUGAUCCAGCUCCUUGUUCAUUUCAACUGGACCUGGGUUGCUCUGUUAGGUAGCGACAAUGCUUAUGGCCUGGAUGGAAUGCAGAGUCUGUCCAAGCAAGCACCACAACAUGGCAUCUGCAUCGCCUACCAAGGAGUUAUCCCCACAUUCAGUGUUGACAAAAUCCAGACCAUGAGGAACAUAGUGACAGGCUUACUGACAACCAAAGUCACCACAAUUGUGGUCUUCUCCAGCAAGUCAAAACUCAAGGGCUUCAUCCCAUACGUCCUCGAACAAAACAUGACAGACAAAGUGUGGAUUGGGACAGAGGACUGGUCAACAUCUUCCCUAAUAGCAGAUACCCCUGGCAUCAACACUAUUGGCACUGUGCUUGGUAUAUCUAUAAAGUACGCAGCCAUUCCUGGUUUUAAUGAGUAUGAGAGAAAGGUUGCUGAGGCUUCAACGGAAUACCCUGUCACCCAGGAAGUCUGUAAUGUCACGUUGAGCAAUGAGUGUCUACAUAGCACAGACUUGUACAGCCUUGCCAGGCACAGGUUCCCUCUGGAUGCAUAUGAUGUCACCUCCUCCCUAAAUGUGUAUAAGGCAGUAUAUGCUGUGGCUCAUGCUCUGCACAAAGCCCUUGCUUGUGAUUCUGGAAAGUGCCAAAAAAUGAGAGUGGAUCCAUUUGAGGUGAGCAAGAAUUAACAUAUUUAUAUAGAGUAUAUUUACUUAAAGCCACGGUUUAAUUAUGCACUGAUGAUUUUUUUUCCCUUUCUACCUCAGCUUCUCUGGUGGCUUAAAAAGGUGAGAUUUUCUCUGGACAACACCUCUGUUUACUUCGAUGCAAAUGGUGACCCACCGACAGGAUAUGACAUAAUUUCCUGGGUUUGGAGGGGGACAGACUGGUCUGUAAAAAGGGUUGGCUCCUUCAGCCCGUACCCUGUUUCACUUAAAGUUGAUGAUGAUCAAAUUGAAUGGCAUAACACAGGAGACUUGAGAAAGGUAAGACCUAUUGGGUGUUCUUGACUGGGGGUGUUAACGCGUUAUAAAUGUCAAAAAUGUUGCAGUUUUUUUUUUUUUUUUAAGUCAUUGGUCCAGCUGCAAAGGUAAAGAGAUGGUGAUUUCUUAGGCUUUGAAAAGGCAAGAAUAAAGAGUCCUGAAAAACUUCAGAGAUGGAACACAGUCUACUUUGCUUCUUAUUCUUAUUCUUAUCAAAAUAAAUGUAUAGGCAGUUAUGAAAAAUGUUUAGAGAUGAAAUAAGAAAAUGUAAUUGAAGGUUUUACAAAAGAUAAUUUUCUGCAGAUUGCAUCAUAUUAAUGGCACAGAUUAGACCCAACGACUUCACUAUCUGAUUUCAUAAACCUAUAUUUCUCAUUUCUGAACUUUUUUGUGAUUUAUAGAACACAGUCCAAUCCUGUGCUUUUUGUUUGUUUGUUUUUUGUUGAACACUGUUGGAUUUAUCAAGGUGCCACCGUCCAUCUGUUCUCCACCUUGCCAAAAAGGCCACAAGAAACUGCAGACAGGGCAACAUGCCUGCUGCUUUGACUGCCAGGCUUGUCCUGCUGCCACCUUCCUAAACACAAGCGGUAAUAUAAAGAUCGCAAAAAAAGAAAAUUAUUUGGACAUUUUUUUAAAAGAUAAGAGAAACAAAAAGUGUUUAUAAAAUAGGAUUGUUAAACUAUGUGAGACCAAACGUCACCUAGUUACUACAUAACAAAGACAGGAGAAGUGGUCAACCUAUUACAGUUUUUCAGAGGCAGAUGUCAAUACCAAUUAUGAGAGAGCAGGUUGGCUAAGGCCAAUAUAUUAUGCCAGUAUCUCAUCAUGCUUUUUGUUUGCUUUGUUUUUUUUCGUUUGGCAAAACACAACAGUUAAAUAGUACUCACAGACAGAAAUAAAAAUAGCAGGACUGGAGGAAAUAGUUAACCAAAAUCUAAUAAGCAUGGUGGUCUUAGCCAGUAAUAUGUUUGGAUAGAUUUUUCAUGAAUCAACAGAAAGAACACAUUAUUAAUCAGUCUACCUUUAAGAGUCAAACACUGUGAAAGCGUUCAACUGUUUUCUGGCUGUAGUGCAUAAAGCUGACCAGCAGGAAGUGCUAAGCACUCACAAAUGCUAACACCUACCCCAACAGGAGUAGACUCCUGUUUAAAAUGGCUCACCAUGUCUCACAACAAGUUGGCUAACAAAUGUCUUAAUAUUUUUUCCUCUUUUAGACCACAACACCACAACAUUUUUAUUUUGAUGAUUCACCAAUUUUUAAAAAUCUGCUUGUUGAUUGCACUAAAACGGAAAGAAUCUUAUAUCUUAGUUCUUUUUUUAACAACUCUACCAUUUUUGUUUUUCUUAGAUCCCACUAACUGUCAGAAGUGUCUGCCCCAGCAGUGGUCUCUCCCGCAGAGCGAGCAGUGUCUAAACAGGACUGUCCUGCUGCUGGCCUGGGACAACCCUCUCUCCAUUGCACUGCUCUUCUUUUUGGCCUCCUGUCUCCUCAUGACCUCCAGCUCUGCAAUAAUCCUUCUGCUCAAUUUGAACACUCCAGUUGCAAAGUCAGCCGGAGGCCGCACCUGCCUCCUGAUGCUUGCAGCUCUGACUGCUGCUGCCAUGAGCUCUUUGUGUCAUUUUGGCCAGCCAUCUUCUCUGGCCUGCGUCCUCAAGCAGCCUCUAUUUGUUGUCAGCUUCACUGUGUGUCUGGCCUGCAUCACUGUGCGCUCCCUUCAGGUCGUCUGCAUUUUCAAAUUUGCAUCCAAGCUGCCACCAGCCUAUGACAAGUGGGCCAAGAAACACGGACCAGAGUUGACAAUUUUCUUAGUCUCCAUCACUGUCUUGUUUAUUUCGGUGGUCCGUGUGUCUAUUAACCUUCCCCGUCCCGACCAGGACCUUGACUUCUAUGAGGAUAGCAUUGUGUUGGAGUGUAGUAACACCCUUUCACCUGGUUCAGGCCUUGAGCUUGCAUAUAUGUCACUGCUCAGCAUCCUCUGCUUCUCUUUCAGUUACAUGGGCAAGGACCUUCCAGCCAACUACAAUGAGGCGAAGUGUGUCACAUUCAGCCUUAUGGUAUACAUGAUCUCCUGGAUGAGCUUCUUCACUGUCUACCUCAUCAGCCGAGGCCCAUUCACCAUGGCUGCACAGGUGUUCGCCAUACUCUUCAGUGUCCUGGCCUUUUUUGGGGGCUACUUCCUGCCUAAAAUGUAUAUCAUUUUAAUUAAGCCACAGAUGAACACCACAGCUCACUUCCAGAACUGUAUUCAAAUGUACACCAUGAGCAAACAAUAAAGACAGACUACUACUCCUUAUUAAGAACUAAACCUUCAGGGCUUUCUUAAAGCUGUAGCAGGAAGGACUGUGACACUUGCUGUGGGUUAAAGUUACAUUUGUACUAAGGGAAAUAUACAGAAGGUUUAACGGACCAAAAUGGUUGAGAGGUUAGUUUAUAUGUCUUAGACGGUUUCAGUUGUUGCAAAAUACAUAAAACUCAAAACACGUGCUUUCUGUAACAUUAAAUCUUUGAUGUGUUGUAGUACAGGCAAACUGUUUUGUCUCUUUUACUUAUUAUUACAUGACAUGUGGCACAUGAUAAUGGUAAUGAUAUCUUGGACUCACAGAACAAACUAGAUCAUAUUUUCAAUAAUCUAAAAAAUAAAAAUUAAGGUGGCAUCAAGUUACAGAAUAAAAGUUUUUAUAUCACAGAACAAUGGCACAUGUCACUGAAUGUAAAAUAGAUGCACAAUUGUCCUGUCAUGAGAGUAUAAGCACACACGCACGCACGCACGCACGCACUGAUGCUGCUGGCUGUUAUUUUACAGCUGAGAUGAAAAGGUCUAGUUGGGAGGUCAGUCCUUUGGUCAACAAUAGAAGUGUGCAGUGGCUUCUGGCCCAUAGGGGCGCUGGGGCGCCGCCCUCCCUAAAAAAAUGAG
This is a messenger RNA of Xyrichtys novacula (pearly razorfish), 4710 nucleotides long. NCBI's taxonomy places the organism in Eukaryota, Metazoa, Chordata, Actinopteri, Labriformes, Labridae. The record is from the annotation of a GenBank genome assembly.